Molecule: messenger RNA, 6316 nt
Organism: Gadus macrocephalus (Pacific cod)
Lineage: Eukaryota; Metazoa; Chordata; Actinopteri; Gadiformes; Gadidae
Product: mitogen-activated protein kinase kinase kinase 21-like
Exons: 10
Coding region: 1071-4241 (1056 amino acids)
Biological process (GO): protein phosphorylation
Molecular function (GO): ATP binding; protein binding; JUN kinase kinase kinase activity
Source: RefSeq, a predicted model, not a curated record
CUCUCCGCCGCUGGGUCCUAGACGCUGGGCACUGACCAUGGCGUCGCUAUUGGAUAUGUUUUGAUUAAAGUUGACGGCCAUUUCAUUUAACGUUUAUUAACGGAUUUUUUUUGGGGGGGAGGGUGUACCUUUGCAUUGGAUCCAGCGCUGCUUGUUGUUAACGGAGGUAACAGCACUGGGACACCGCGAGAAACUGAGGAGCCGAAGUGGGGGGACAACUCAUCAAGUAACGUUACCAGUCAAGGGACUGACCCAGGCUAGGCUAGCUCGUCAGCUCGCUUAAAGUCCUAAAGAGUUCCCGUGUACCUAACGGGAAAAGUCCCAGUAUCAAGGUAUCUAUCUCUUUUGAGGUGGACCGCCCUGAAGGUAAUGUUUAGGCCGCUGCGUUAGUCGGGGUGUAAUAGCGCUUCAAUGGACGGUGCAGGUGCACCACUUGCGGCACCUGCAAAACUUACUAGCUGCAUCGGUGAAGGAGCUAAAGUUAGCCUUACCGCUAACACCCCUGGUCUGGGAGGGGGUGUAUAACCACUGUAUCAACCAAGUAUAAUAAUGUAUAAUCCUAAAUUAUUAUAUUUACUAGGUGCAUGGGUGAAUGAGCUAGGAUUAGCUCCACCACUAACAUUCCUAGUCUAAACAGUAGGGUAUAUACCACCUCUCUUAACCAAGUAUAACAAUAUAGUACAAUCAUAACGUUUUCUAGUAAUUAACUGCUAACUGUCAGGAUACACAAGUGGUGACAGUUGUGUAUUUAACCAUUGGCUUUGAACAACAGAUCCCCUAGCUGGUUAGUUGGUAGCCUACUUUAUUGACCCACUGAGACAUUAUACAAGAGUGGCGACGUGGAGACGAAGCAGCAGCAUCGGCGUCCUCUCCCUCACAUGGGACCCGGGAACCAGCUCCUGACCUGACCUCGGCUUGGGCUGAGCUCGGAGUCUAGCCUCCCCGUGCUGCUCCAUGCGCGCCGUGGACCAGCACCAGCAUGUUAGUUCUGUCACACAGGUCUUCCUUUGAAGUUUACUUUUUGUUAUCAUAGCUUUUGCACCCUAUGGUGCGUCUACGGCCACCGAGAAAUGGCGGCUUUCCCAAACGGUGACGGUGGUGGCGGUGGGAAAGAGGAGCAUGUCUGUUCCGAUGCCCCCGCGGCUCCGCAGGCCUGGGCGCACUCUGCCCCGCUGUGUCCGACCCGCUCGCUCUGGACGGCGGCGUACGACUACGAGGCAAGCGGGGAGGAUGAACUCAGCCUCCGUCGUGGCGACGUGGUGGAAGUGCUCUCCAAAGACGCUGCGAUCUCCGGGGACGAGGGUUGGUGGACUGGGAAAAUCAACCACAGAGUUGGUAUUUUCCCGUCAAACUAUGUUACGUACCAGCCCGCUAUUUAUCGAUUGCCUACCACCGGCUGCACGGUGGGAGUCCGGGAGCGCGUCCCCAGCCUCCCGCCAGCCGAGAUAGUUUUUAGCGAACUCGUUCUUGAAGAAAUCAUAGGCGUUGGAGGGUUCGGCAAGGUGUACCGGGGGACGUGGAAGGAUCAAGAGGUCGCCGUGAAGGCUGCCCGUCAAGACCCAGAUGAGGACAUCACUGCCACCGCUGACGGGGUCAAACAAGAAGCCAAACUUUUCUCCAUGCUGCAACACCCCAACAUCAUUAAACUCGAGGGAGUUUGUUUGGAGGAACCCAACCUGUGCCUGGUCAUGGAGUACGCCCGCGGUGGUACCCUGAACCGGGCACUGACCGGAAGGCGCAUCCCACCGCACAUCCUGGUCAACUGGGCUGUUCAGAUCGCACGCGGGAUGCUAUACUUACACGAGGAGGCCGUGGUACCCAUCAUCCACCGUGACCUGAAGUCUAGCAACGUGUUGCUACUGGAGACGAUCGAGAACGACGACAUCGGGAGGAAGACACUGAAGAUCACAGACUUUGGUCUGGCUCGGGAGUGGCACAACACCACCAAGAUGUCCGCCGCAGGAACCUACUCCUGGAUGGCCCCUGAGGUCAUCAAGUCCUCGCUCUUCUCUAAAGGCAGUGACGUAUGGAGCUACGGGGUGCUGCUGUGGGAGCUGCUGACGGGGGAGGUGCCGUACCGGGGGAUCGACGGGCUGGCCGUGGCCUACGGCGUGGCCGUCAACAAGCUGACCCUGCCCAUCCCCUCCACCUGCCCAGAGCCCUUCGCCAAGCUCAUGGAAGAGUGCUGGGACCAGGACCCCCACGUGCGGCCCUCCUUCUCCUGCAUCCUGGAGCAGCUGUCGGCCAUCGAGGAGGCGGUGAUGGCCACCAUGCCCCAGGAAUCCUUCCACAGCAUGCAGGACGACUGGCGCGUGGAGAUCCAGGAGAUGUUCGACGAGCUCAGGACCAAAGAGAAGGAGCUGCGCUCGCGGGAGGAGGAGCUGUCGCGGGCCGCCCUGCAGCAGAAGUCCCAGGAGGAGCUGCUGAAGCGGCGGGAGCAGCAGUUGGCGGAGCGGGAGAUCAACGUGCUGGAGCGGGAGCUCAACAUCCUCAUCUUCCAGCUCAACAAGGACAAGCCCAACGUCAAGAAGAGGAAGGGCAAGUUCAAGCGCUCCCGCCUAAAGCUCAAGGACGGCAACCGCAUCAGCCUGCCCUCGGAUUUCCAACACAAGAUCACGGUGCAGGCCUCGCCCUCAAUGGACAAGAGGCGGAGUCUUCACAGCACAAACUCCUCCCCUCCCAGUAGCCCCACCCUCAUCCCGCGACUACGAGCCAUUCAGCUGACCCUGGAUGAGAGCAACCGGACGUGGGGCCGCAGCACCCUCUUCAGGCCCGAGGAGUUCGACGACGUGAAGAAGGGCAUCAAGAAGAAGGGCCGGACCUGGGGCCCCAGCUCGGUGCAGAGCAAGGAGCGGCCCGCCACCGCCGAGAGAGUUCGACCCCUCUCUGAUGGCAACAACCCGUGGUCCACCAGUCUGCUGAAGACCCAGAAGUCCGUCCCCCUGGCGGCGCUGUUCGCUGAGCAAGGUGACGCGGGCCCCGAGCCGCCUUAUAGGGGCCCCGCAGCUGAACAAGCAGGGGGCGGUAAAGACGACACCUACUCCCCAGACGGCGGCGAUGGUGGCAGCAGCAGCAGCUCGAAACCAAAGCAACUCAAGUUCCCCAACCAGGUGUACAUCGACCUACCUCUGUGGAGGGAGGACCCGGAGGCCCAGGGCCCCGGGGCCGCUCCCUGCUGGCCGGGCGGGGAGCUUGGGACCGCGGGGGGGCCGGAGUGUCCCGAGGACCCCUGCACCACCACAUCCACCUCCUCCACCUCCACAACCCCCCAGGUGACGCCCACCAACAGCCUGAAGCGUGCCUCGGCGCGACGCCGGACCGACGCGGUGCUGUACGGAUGCGGGGCCCUGCUGGCCUCGCUGGCGCUGGGCUACGACCUGCGGGAGGCCCUCAGGAGCCCCGAGGACGCCGGGGAGCCGCAGCGCGAGGAGAAGAAGAAGAAGGAGGGGCUCUUCCAGCGCGCCACCCGCUUCCGACGCAGCACCUCUCCACCGGGAGGCCGCGCCCCCCGCAAGGAGGAGCCCGCCUCUGGCCACUCCCCCGGCCACGCCCCCGGACCCGUCAAUCUCAUCUCCAUGUCGGCCAUCGUGGAGGGCAACGCCUCCAGUGGUGUGCUGCGGACGGAGGGAGGCGGGGGUGCGGACGGGGACCCGGGGGGGAAGGGGGAGGCUCCGGACACCGUGGCCGGGGUGGAGGGGCAGCAGGACACGGUGGCAGGAGCAGCUCGGACCCAGAGCCAGCCCCCGGCACAGACACCCAGCCCGGCACCAGAGCCGGGGCACCCGGUCCCAGGACUACGGUUACGGAGGAGGAAGUCCUCCUCCACCAGCCCCAGUACCAAUGGGCCGCCGCCAGAGCAGGCUCCUCCUCCUCCCUCCACCAAUCAGAAGAAGUCAGAGAAGGAGCAGAAGAACGGCCCGGCGGCGGCGGUGGAGCACAGGAAGAAACCCGAGGCGCCGUGCUCCAGGCCCCGGCCCCUGUCCCUGCGGGCCAAGCCCCAGACUUGGGCCCUGCUGCGGGGCCGCAACAAGAGCUACUCCCUGGGCCACUACUCGGGCCACAAGAGCUCCCAGGCCCUGACGGUCAUGCUGGGCCCCCAGGGGCCCGGCGUGGCGGACUGCUCCCUGCUGGACAUGGACACGGAGGGCCAGAAGAGGGACUGCACCGUGCCGCUGUGCCGCAUCCAGAGCUCCCCGGGCCGCCCCUCCGUCUUCCAGCUGGAGAAGGACUUCCUCUCCUAGGGGUCCCGGAGAGGUCUGUUGGUGGUGGUGCUGCUGCUGGGCGCUGAGCCGGGGGCCCCCGUACCCAUAGUGUUCUACUACAGGAAGGGCUCCUCCAACGUCUCCAGCGCUGGACCUCCUGGAAGUCACUGCCUGUUGAUUUUUUAUUUUCAUUCAUAUAUUCAUGCAUUCAUUCCAGAUCAAAGAGCUGCAGAGGAAGGUUCCAGAGCUGUGAAGGCAGCUCUACCGCUUUGGUUCAGGUGCUCCGCUGCCCUCGCUGGCCUUUAGACCCUCUCCAAGGUGGCCUUGUCUUCUCUCCCUUCCUCUCUUUGUUCUAUGAUUGGCACAGCGAAACGUUGACCGCCGCUGUAGCCAAUGGCAACACGGUUCCUUCACCUGUUUUAUUUAUACAUGUUGCCGUUGGUGAUGUAGAAGAGACUCGCCGCUGGGUGGAGCAGGGUGUGAGCAGCGCGGAGGAGAAGGUAAGCUUCCCCCUGGUUUCCUUACGGACCCCCUGGCGCCGGUACUGAUAGUCAUCAGACUUGUUACAGAAUAAUUGAUGCAUUUAAUGUCAAGCAGAAACUAAAUCCAAUCAAGACGCUUUGAUUUACAAAGCGUCUUUUUUGUUUGUUUGUUUUUAUCCAUUUCCUUUGGCGGCUGGUACCUGUCUGUCUAUGUUGAUGCCAGUUUGGGGAAGACUAAUUAUGAUCCGAGUGCUAGCAAUGCAUGGGUGUAAAGUUUCCACUCAGAAUUUAGACUGAAAUGAAAUCCAAAAGACCCUACCUUCUCUCUGGAACAUAGCCGUAUGGCGCUUAUAUGGCUUUUGACAAGUAUUUAUAUUCGACAUCUGCUCAACUUUUGGCAUCCACAAUUGUGUGAAUCUUAAUUUUAUGAAAAAUCAAGAAUCUAUAAGUAAUGAAUAACUCUUUAAUGUAAUAAUACGCUAGGAAGUGUAAACCAAGUAGCAGCGUAUAAAAAGACCACUUGUUCCACGUGAGGAUGUAAUUACGUUAAGACCAUGGUACUGAUGACUUAAAAAAACAAUCAAUAACCAAUGUGUGUUGGCCUUUUCUUGUGGUGUGCUGGGAAGUCGGUAAAGAUAAUGAAUUCAAGUUGUGUCAAGGCCAGAUGUAACAUGUGUGUGCGUGGUUCACAGGACGUUCAACUUUAUUAUUUUAUAAACCAGACACAUGCCUUCGCUACUGCUUUGACGACCACUAAAACCAUUCUGAAGUAGUGGGAAGGAAACCAUUAUAAUGGAGGAGGUUUUUAUUCGACAAGACCAAUUCUCAGAAACACCGUCGCCUUAUUGAUGCACCACAUUUCAUCAUACUGUAACAUGAUUUUGUAUCGCAAAGCUCGGAUUUCAGGGCUUCAGCAGCCAGCCAAUAAGAGACGCAUAACAACAUAACUAGCCUACCACUAUCUCAGAGUUCGACGCACUGCUAUUACUGAAGGUUAGUCUGAGCUGAGCAGGACUGCUCUAUGCAUACCCCCCCCCCCGAUGUCUUAACAGUGGAGAACAUAUCUUUAAUCGAGCACAAUGUUUUUGAACAAGGGCUCUCUCAGUCUCAUGUGUUUGACCAAAACCACUACGUGAAAAACCAGCUGCUUAUAUAGAUGACAUAUAUAUAUUUUUAAAGAGAUCUGAAUAUGACCUCAGCUCGUCUGAUGACACCCUACACACUGCUCCUCGGUGAUUAUUCCCCGAGACGUCGGAAGGACAUAAUGAACCAAGUGCGGGACGUGAUCUGUUUUUUAAUUUGUUUUGUUUGAUGUAAAUCUUUUAUUUUUGUUAUCACAACAGUAUUGGUUAUUUUUCACUCCUGAUCGAUCAAAAUAAGAGUAUUGAACAAUGUUAAUAAAGUGUAAAUCAGGACUUAGAUUUGACCCUUGUGUUUUGUUUACAAGAUUGAAUAAUUUAUAUUGCCUGAGAAAACGAUGCUUAGUCAUAUUGUGAGUUUUAAGAAAUAAAAAAAAACUUUAUUCUGGAGCAAAUAGCUGAUGAUUUGUGUACAGUUUCAGACAUUUGCACCAGGUCCGUUUUUUAACAGAAUGUUACAUGAAUCAUUAAGAAUAAAGCUUGAAAUAUUUAA